This is a messenger RNA of Chaetomium strumarium, 952 nucleotides long. RefSeq lists its product as uncharacterized. The record is from RefSeq and is a predicted model, not a curated record. The transcript has a single exon. Lineage: Eukaryota; Fungi; Ascomycota; Sordariomycetes; Sordariales; Chaetomiaceae. The coding region runs from base 392 to 703 and encodes 103 amino acids.
GCGGGCCGGGCCUAUACUUCUCUGCCCCUCGGCAACCCAACACAGCAGUCACCAGACAUUCGAGGCAUUUGGUAAUUUCCAUAACUGCCCUUCUAAUAAAAGCCCUAGGGAUUUUGACACUAUUCCCAACUUGCUACCCGACACACCUUAGUGUAGGUGAACUAACAAUUAAGUCUGCAUCUGAGGGAGCGGGCCAGGGGCUUGACCCUUGGGCUUUCUUCAACCUUGGCUGACCACGGCGCCCGGGCAGGGCGGCUGGCGAAGUUCAGAGCCCAAUCAGGUCACAUGGUGGCUCAGGUCCUGCAGAUGGCUUCCUUGUUUCAUCCAUGCAAAUGUUUUGGGCCCGGCCACCAACUGAUGAAGGAAAACGUGGUUUUUGGGGUGUGCUUCCAUGAGCAAUGUCUCGCUUUUUACUGUUAUCUUUCUACUGGAGCAUCUGAUUGAGGCGUCGAUGCAGAACUGGAUCUCUGUAUCAGAAAGGCUGACCCAUCUGCACCUGCAGCACAGACGUCAUAGCAAAGUUGUGGAGCUCAGCCUUGUGGAGCUCCCCACCUAUUUCAAUUUCAGGAAGAAGUCCGGAAGACCGCACCCUGAGCCAUCUUUACGAUCAUCCAUCAACUUGUGCGCAUCCUGCCAUAGUAGCUCUCGUAUUGGGCGGCCAGAUAGCUCUGGGUUCGGUCUUUACACAGGAGUAGAUACCUAGUUGUGGACACUUGAGUCAGGCGUGCCGGUCGUGAUUCCCAAUCUUGGGGUGUACCUAGGUUAUCGCUUGGUGUAAACGCCCUGCUCACUCUCGUCGUCAUGGAGACUAGCAAGGCGGCUGAGCUCGAGAGACUACUAGUUAGGAAUCACCGUAUAGUUUUGCGGCACGCAGCAGAAUACACAACAAGGCAACCUAGAAGACGCACCCAGUGGUUGUCUCACCCGAGCACAAAGGCCAGAUCGUCUAAAC